AUGAACGGAACAUCCAACAGGCUCCAUGUCGAAGCCUAUUUGCCCAAGAACACCGGGCUGUUCUACUACGGGUCUUUCAAAAGCCCUAUCGAUGGAGAGUACAAAGACGUCGUCAGCCCAGGCACAGGCAAGUCCAUCACCAAGGUCGCUUUCGCUGGUGUAAAGGACACGGUGGCCGCCCUAGAGGCCGCGGACAGGGCUUUUCCUGCGUGGAGCGCCACUCCGUCAAUUGAAAGGUCGAAGCUUCUCCGCAAGGCGGGCCAAGUGAUCCGUGACCAUGCUGAUGAAUUGGCCGCACUUGAUGCCUGGAACGUUGGCAAUCCAGUGGCAAUCAUGCGCCAGGACGUGGAAUAUACCGCCGACAAUUUUGAUCUGUUCGCCGGACUCUUACCCGCCGUGACGGGCGACACACAUCAUCUCUCGGAGGAGACAUUCAACUACACGAUUCGAGAACCGCUGGGAGUGAUAGCGCGAAUCGUGGCGUACAACCAUCCGGUCAUGAUGCUUGGGAUGAAGCUUGCCAGUGCGAUCGUGGUGGGAAACACCGUGGUCCUGAAGGUGGCCGAACAAGCCCCAAUCUCGGCGCUCCGUAUAAUGGAACUCAUCGGACACCUCUUCCCUCCCGGAGUCGUCAAUGUACUGGCAGGUGGGAAAGAGUGUGGUGCAACCCUGUCGAGUCAUCCAAUCGUCCGGAAGAUUACUCUGGUCGGUAGCGUACCUAUCGGUCGCCUGAUCCAGCGCGCUGGUGCGGACACUCUAAAACUGACCACUUUCGAACUGGGCGGGAAAAAUGCUCUUCUUGCGUACCCGGAUGCGGAUGUCCCGCAGCUCGUCGAGGGCAUUGUCCGUGGUAUGAACUUUGCUUGGUGCGGCCAGUCAUGUUCAUCGACUUCACGCAUCUUCCUGCACGAAUCCUUAUAUGACAAGGUCCUCCAACUGGUUGUAGACACGGUCCGGACAAGUUAUCAGCCCGGCGAUCCGCUCAACCCCGAGACGUCGAUGGGAGCUCUCGUGGAUCGAAACGCUCUCAAUCGCGUCCAAAAGUACAUCGAGAUCGGUAAGAGCGAGGGAGCAACCUUGGUCCUAGGCGGAGUCGCUCCUGACACGCCCCGUGAUGGCUUCUACAUGAUGCCUACAAUCUUUGGGGAUGCCCGAUACGAUAUGCGCAUUGCGCAGGAGGAGAUUUUCGGGCCGGUCAUGUUGUACACUUCCAACAUUGUGACGGCGCAGAAAGCGGUCAGGAAGAUGCAAGCUGGGUAUGUCUGGGUGAAUACGGUCAGCACCCACUUCCUGGGCAUACCAUUUGGGGGCUACAAGCAGUCAGGCAUGGGCAGGGAGCAUGGCCUCGACGAGCUUUUCGAGUUGACUCAAUGUAAGGCUGUGCACGUAAAACUCUCAUGA
Fonsecaea multimorphosa CBS 102226 is the source of this 1401-nucleotide messenger RNA. RefSeq lists its product as uncharacterized. The coding region runs from base 1 to 1401 and encodes 466 amino acids. The transcript has 2 exons. Gene Ontology annotation, molecular function: 4-trimethylammoniobutyraldehyde dehydrogenase (NAD+) activity; aminobutyraldehyde dehydrogenase (NAD+) activity. The record is from RefSeq and is a predicted model, not a curated record. Lineage: Eukaryota; Fungi; Ascomycota; Eurotiomycetes; Chaetothyriales; Herpotrichiellaceae.